Messenger RNA from Acipenser ruthenus (sterlet), 2423 nucleotides. Its product is annotated as microspherule protein 1-like. The coding region runs from base 322 to 1731 and encodes 469 amino acids. NCBI's taxonomy places the organism in Eukaryota, Metazoa, Chordata, Actinopteri, Acipenseriformes, Acipenseridae. The record is from RefSeq and is a predicted model, not a curated record. Gene Ontology annotation, biological process: positive regulation of transcription by RNA polymerase II. Gene Ontology annotation, molecular function: G-quadruplex RNA binding; protein binding. The transcript has 15 exons. Gene Ontology annotation, cellular component: NSL complex; MLL1 complex; Ino80 complex.
AAUGGGGUUGAACACAGCUUCUGCCUAGCGUCACUUCCUCGUCCGAGCGGAAGUAAUUAAUGCAGGUGGUUGUUUUUAGUUUAUAGCUGCUUUGUUACCAGAUUUGGGAUUAAAUUAAAAUCCAUUUCAGUUAUAUUAAACAGAAUUAAUCGGUCUGGGAGUUGAGGCGGGACAGGAGGAGACCUGAGUGGCACCGAGACUAAUCGUGAAAGGACGGCGUGAGCGCGGGGGUGCUCUCGGGUGAACAGAAGGGAGACUGCGAGACGUCAGGCACACAGCCCCAAAGAAUAAAUGAGAAGCCGGUCUGACUGAAGAGGAGUAAUGGAUAUAGAUGUUCAGGGUGCAUCCGGCCUGCAUUUGACUAUAGGGGGCGCUGCUGUGCAUUCUCGCUCAGAGGAUGAGGAGCCAGCGGGGGGGAAGGGCAUCAAGAGAACAGCGGCACAGGUCUUCAGCGGGGGGGUGCCCAAGAGACGCAGCUCCUCCAGGUCUAUAAAGCGCAAGAAGUUUGAUGAUGAGCUGGUGGAGAGCAGCCUGGCCAAAUCCUCCACCCGGGUCAAAGGGCCGCCUGUGAUUGAACCAGCCCGCUACUCCGGGAGCGAGCCCUCGUCCAAUGAGAAAAAGAAGGUGUCGAAAUCUAACAGCACACCAGCGCCCCCUCUGGCCACAGUCACCACCCUUCCCACCAUCACCAAGAGAGUGAAGAAGAGCAAGCAGCCCCUGCAGAUCACUAAAGACCUGGGCAGGUGGAAGCCCACUGACGACCUGCUCCUCAUUAACGCAGUGCUACAGACCACAGACCUGACUGCAGUUCACCUGGGAGUGAAGUUCAGCUGCAGGUUCACUCUGCGAGAGGUGCAGGAGCGCUGGUACGCCCUGCUGUACGACCCUGUCAUCUCCAAGUUGGCGUGGCAGGCAAUGCGCCAGCUGCACCCGGAGGCCAUCGCUGCCAUUCAGAGCAAGGCUUUAUUCAGCAGGCCAGAGGAGGCGCUGCUGUCCAAGAUUGGCUCGACCAGCCAGCCCAAGCUGGAUGUGUUCCAGGAGCUGCUGAACAAACACCCAGGCGUGUUCUACCCAUCCCGCACAGCCCGGAGCCUGCAGGUGCACUGGCAGCUCCUCAAACAGUACUACCUGCUGGAGGACCAGGCCGUCCAGCCGCUGCCCAGAGGAGACCAGGUCCUCAACUUCUCAGACGCAGAGCAGCUGGUGGACGACACCAAACUCAAGGACACCAGGGAUGAAGUCCUGGAGCACGAGCUGAUGAUCGCAGAUCGACACCAGAAGAGGGAGAUCAGGCAGCUGGAGCAGGAGCUGCCACGCUGGCAGGUGCUGGUGGACAGCAUCACAGGGAUGAGCUCCCCGGACUUCGACAAUCAGACGCUGGCAGCGCUGCGAGGGAGGAUGGUGCGCUACCUGAUGAGGUCACGAGAGAUCACUCUGGGUCGAGCCACUAAGGACAGGCAGAUAGAUGUGGACCUGUCUCUGGAGGGACCGGCCUGGAAGAUCUCCCGAAAACAAGGAAUCAUUAAGCUGAAGAACAACGGGGAUUUCUUCAUCGCUAACGAGGGCCGGAGACCGAUCUACAUCGACGGCAGACCAGUGCUGUCUGGAAACAAGUGGAAACUGAAUAACAACAGUGUGGUGGAGAUCGCUGGCCUUCGCUUUGUCUUCCUGAUCAACCAGGAGCUCAUUGCUCUCAUCAAGGCAGAGGCAGCCAAGAUCAGCCUGCAGUGAGGCAGCAGGGGACACUGUCACAGCCAGUCUGAGCAGACUUGUGUGUGGGAGAGUACACCUGUGGUCUUGUGUAAGAAUGUAUACAAGUGUUCAUAUGAAUCGUAAGAGCAACUAGUGCAGUUACUUUAGCAAAAGAAGAAAACCAAAUGCCUUUGAGUCAGGCAGCAUUCCGCAGAAGCAUUGCGUUAGUAUUGGUGGAUCAGAAUUCAGAACCACUCAUAGCGACUGCAAAUAUUAUGAAAGUAUGAAACUGUUUGUAGGUAUUUACUCUUUGAGUGAUUGUUUGUAUGGGAGGGGUGUGUGUGUGUGUGGGUGAGCUUUAUAAGACUGCAGAGUAUUACAAAUAUUAUGAAAAUCUGCUGAAGAAAAAAGAAGAUUCUAAUGGCUUGCUUGAAGAAUUUGGCUGUGAUACCAAGGCGGUGAAAAUAAAAAGGAAGACAUUUACUAGAAAAGCAGCACUGCUGUAACUGAACACAAGGUGGCACUGUUUUGCUUGUUCUGCUAACUUCUACACCUCCAUGAACCAGCAGGGGGUGCUGUUCAUUCUGAAACUGUGACAAGCAGGUAAUUGACCCUGCAGGUGGAGCGGGUACGAUCUCCUGACAGCACGGGACCCAUGAUGCCCCUGCAGCUUUAACAUGGAGCAAAAGCAACGCCUUUGUAAAGGGCAAAUAAAAGGACUUCAAACCCUG